GCGCACGGUGACGGCCUGGGCGCCAUGUUGGAGGCUUGCUGAGCCCGCCGCGCCGUGUGUUUGUGCCGCUGCCGGUGCCUGUUUCCUGUACGGGGCGGGGGGCAGGAGGCGGGAGCGGCGCAGAGAGGGGGCAGCGGCGGACCAUGGACGUCGAGAGGCUGCAGGAAGCGCUGAAAGAUUUUGAGAAGAGGGGGAAGAAGGAAGUGUGUCCAGUACUGGAUCAGUUUCUUUGUCAUGUUGCCAAGACUGGAGAGACAAUGAUUCAGUGGUCUCAGUUUAAAGGCUAUUUUAUUUUCAAACUGGAGAAAGUGAUGGAUGACUUCAGAACCUCUGCACCUGAACCAAGAGGGCCCCCUAAUCCCAAUGUGGAAUAUAUUCCCUUUGAGGAGAUGAAGGAACGAAUCCUGAAAAUAGUCACUGGAUUUAACGGUAUCCCCUUUACUAUUCAGCGACUUUGUGAGUUGCUGACAGAUCCAAGGAGGAACUAUACAGGAACAGACAAGUUUCUUAGAGGAGUGGAAAAGAAUGUCAUGGUUGUCAGCUGUGUGUACCCAUCUUCAGAGAAAAAUAAUUCCAAUAGUUUAAACAGGAUGAAUGGUGUUAUGUUUCCAGGAAACUCACCAGGUUAUUCAGAGAGAUCUAAUAUAAAUGGUCCUGGAACUCCUAGACCAGUAAAUCGACCGAAGGUUUCCUUGUCAACUCCUAUGACAACAAAUGGUUUGCCUGACAGCACAGACAAUAAAGAAUCAAACUUGCAGCAAAAGGAAGAAAAAAACCUCAGUGAAUUACCAGCAUCUGAAUCAGAAGGUACUCAAGGCAGCCCUGUAAAAAAUAAGCACCCUGAAGAUGAUCCUGUGGAAGCAGAAGGACAUGAAGUAAAAAGACUUAAAUUUGACAAAGAAGGGGAAGCAAGAGAGACAUCUAAUCAAACUGCCUCCAGUGAAGCCUCUUCAGUCAUGGCAGAAGAGACUGAAACAUCUUCUACACCUCAGGAUAAAGAAAAAGAUACUAGCUGUACCAGACAGCAUUGUACAGAGGAAGAGGAAGAAGAGUCCUUCAUGUCCCCAAGAGACGUUGCUCCAGAAAGGAAAGAUCAAGAAAAAGACACUGAAUCCUUAACUGUGAAUGAAGAGAUCUCUGAGGAGAACAAUCAAAUGGAGGAAUCUGACCAGUCUCAAGUAGAGAGUUUAUGUUCUGAAGACAGUGAAAAUAGUGGAUCUGUCAUUAGGGGAGCUGACUGCAGUGAAACUGAAGAUUUAGGAUCAUAUGCCAGUGAAACUCCUGAAACUUCAUCAGAGACCCCUAUGGAAAACAGUGAUGAAGCCACAGAAGCUGCAGAAGAACCUAUGGAGCAAGACUAAUAAUUUAAAUACACUUAGAUGCAGUAUUUUCCAUAAGGCUCUGGUUUUACACUGUAUAAAUAAUUUUAUGUAAUAAAGUGGACCUUUAGUUUUACAAGAGAAGCAGGUUGUAAAAUAAACGUCUCCAUGGAUCGAACCUGAAAGAGUCGUAAUGUUAAGAACUGUGAAUACCAGCUCCUUCAGGUCCUGCUUACCGCUGACUUUUUGGUUGGUCAAAUCAGUGGUGUUGUGUAUAGUUUUUUUUUUUUUAUUAUUUAGAAUAAAAGUUUUUAAACUGGAAGGUAAUAAUUAUAAUUUUGACAACUUUUUGGAGAUUACCACAUUUAGUUAUAUGUACGCAAGAAAGCUUUUUGUCUUGUCUUUCUCUGACAGCUAUAGCAGUUACUUCACAUUUUGGUUACAGUUUCAACAUUAACAUGUGAAUUAUAGGGUUCCAUGCUGGUUUCCAGACUUUUAUUUGACUACACACUAUGGAACCUUAAAUUGUGUUUAAAAUGUUACUUUAUACACUCUCUCUCUCUCUUCUUAGGGGGAAAUGUUAUAUUUUUCUGUUUCUACAAAAGAUGAAUGCAAUGUACACUUUUUCUAUUGGAAAAGACUGAGUUCACCUCUCAAGGCAGUUUUUUGCCUCUGAAUAAACCAAAUAAAAUCUGGCCCAUAUGGAACACUGGAAAUCUUAGCAUUGUUGGAAACACCAGGGGAAACACAUUCCAAGAAAACUGUUCAGACUACAAUACUUUUAUAUACUUCUGAGGUGCCUGAGUGAAAGGAUUUCAUUUAUUUAUGAGAAAAUGUGCUUUAUGUGGAGAAUGGAGUAAUCAAAACUUGAUCUUAAACUUUUGUAGGUGGAAUGUUUGCAAACCUAAUAAAAUCUCAGAAAAAUUGGACAGCUACUUGCCGUUUGAAUGCUUCUCAGAGCAUUGUGAAUAUUAGAGAGGAGUUUCUUUCAAAAUUCUAAUGUAGGCAAAUGUCAUUGAUAUGGUACACCACUGUAUUGGAAGAAUUAAUAUAUUACCUUAGUUAUGUACCUGAGCUAAAUAACUAAACGUUUUAGGGGUGCAUAGAAAUCACCAUAAUUUGUAUAACAUUUUGGAAGUGAACUAAAUAUUUUUGAACAUGCUACUUUGACAGCCAGUGUUACUUUUUUUUUUUUUUUUUUUAAACCAGCUCAAAGCACAACUACUGCUUUAAACUCACAAUGUUUUCAAAUUCUCAUAUUUAAAGACCUGCAACCUCCCAGUCACAAUUACUGGCUGCCAAAUUUAUACCUGUUAAUUCAACUGUAUCUUUUUGAUAUUUAGAGUUUUUAAAUUUCUGUAAAGUAGACUUUUGUAGAUUGUAAUGAGUGCUCACUGCCAUUGUGAAACGGUAUAUAAUUGUAUAAUUUCUGUGUGUAAACUGAAUGCUUGGGCUUUCAAUACAGUAUUCAUAUAAAGCAAUAAAUAUUAAUGUUAUAAAAUAUUUGAGUACAUUUUUAUCACAAUAUAAAAGGAUCCCAUUUUUUAGUUGAAGUUCAGAUUCCUGAAGUACAAAAAUGACCUCCAAAAACGCAUGCUGCUAACAGUUUCUUGUUCUAUGUGGUAUGCUUUAUAUAUACGUUUGGGGAAAUACAGGUUUUGAAUAAUACCAGAAUAAUUUGGCUCAGUUUGUAUCUUUGUAAGGUAAUGUACUACUUACUGACUUUGCUUGCCUAUCAAGUUCAAAGCAGACAGGAUGUAUUCAGGGGAGAGGCUUGUUUAUAAAAUAAAAUAAAAAAAAUCCUAUUGAUUAGUGUUCCCUAGACAGAAUGGAAAUCAAACAUUAACAGCUUGUUUUCUUUAAUUGUGCUGAAGGGUUGGAUAUGUAUCAUAAAAAUGAAAGGACUGAACCAAAAUGUUGGAAUUAGGAAAGUUUUUCAAAAAUGACGUAACAUAGUGACAUCUUACCUUUUUUUUGUUUUUUGGAAACUUUUUUUGGAAAUAUUUUGCCAAUGAACAAAAUUUUAAAAUUUUUAAGUUUAGAUAUUUCUGAAAUUUUCUUUAGAAUGUUUAUUUGUGAAAAUAUUGUCAAUAAACCUAUUCUUUAAGCA
Dermochelys coriacea (leatherback sea turtle) is the source of this 3429-nucleotide messenger RNA. It is a transcript of the gene PPP4R2, whose product is annotated as protein phosphatase 4 regulatory subunit 2. Gene Ontology annotation, biological process: protein dephosphorylation. The record is from RefSeq and is a predicted model, not a curated record. Gene Ontology annotation, molecular function: protein phosphatase regulator activity. NCBI's taxonomy places the organism in Eukaryota, Metazoa, Chordata, Testudines, Dermochelyidae. Gene Ontology annotation, cellular component: nucleus; cytoplasm; protein phosphatase 4 complex.